GGAAUAGGUCUGCGCGUAUCCUGGGAGGAAGUGAAUACCGCGAAUUUGCAAUAGUUUCUCAGAGUUUGUAAAAAAGGUGAUGAAAAAUGUCAAGUAAUUCAUUAUUGGAUGUCGACGAAUCAAUUAUAACAAAAAAUUUGCUAUUGCCGGGAAUUAAAGAGGAAAACGACUUUGGAGAACUCCUGAAAAACUUCAAUAAACCUGAACGUCCUUCUGUCACGAUAAGACCGAGUCCAGGUUCCUGCGUUAAAGCAAAAACAGAAUGUGGCCAAAAAGUCUUUUUGAACAUAUGUCUAACCACAGAGAUACCAGCACCGGAAGAAAUAUCUGAAACACAAUUGCUAAAGCUUAUAGAAGAUGAAGCGCCCUCCAGUUAUCGCAUUCCGAUGAGUAUUGGUAAUCAAAGGAUGGAAUCUGAUCACAAUGGACAACUAUCGCCAACAUACGACAUAGCAAUAAAUACACAAUUUUAUAAAAAAUGCAUGGAACAAAAACUGUUCUGGGUUUUCCUGAUCAGCGUUGUUAUAGAAGGAGUUUCGGACAAAUAUGACAAACGCAUAAUUCCUGAAGGAUAUAAAGUACUGAAGCAUCGCAAGGUCGUGGGCAAGUUGCAAGAACACAGAAUUGAGAAACGAGAAGUCAAUAAUGCAAUGCGUAAACCGCUGAUCCAAGACUUGACAGAUGAUAAUUUGAGGCCAACAAGACUAGAAACUGAAACAAUCAGUCUUUCCGAAUCCGUAUCGAGUGCUCAAUGUCUUCGUGGAAAUAACUUCAAGAACACAAGAAUACCUGAGUACAGAAUUUUACGUGAACCAAAGGAAGGAACUGUUGAGAAAUUAGUAGGACAAUUCAGAGUGCCUGAUGUGUUAUCUUCGAAAGAUUUGGCUGUAGAUGUUGGUGAAGAUCGAAUAAUAGUGGAAGCUCACAGAACUGGUUACUUGAUUGAUAUCUUUGUCCCAUAUUCUAUUGAUCAAGAAAACGUGGAUGCAGCAUUAGACACAAUCAAUGGCGUAAGUAAACUACUUUACUCUCACAAACUCAGAACUCUUUCAAUCAAAAUGAACAAAAAUAAAUAAAAUCCUUAUAACUUUAAAUGUUUGAAUCAGUAUUUUCAAAUGCAAAGAAGUCAAAUUUGAGUUUGAUAUGACAGGAUUGAGGCUGAAACAAUUUUAUUAGUCCUGAAUAAAAUUUCAUUUCUAGAAGGUCAACGAUGUAGCAAUAAUGAACUCUUAUCAUUUCCUCAAUCUUUGAUAUGUAACAUCCAGACUUUCUGUUGUGUUUG
This is a messenger RNA of Diprion similis, 1282 nucleotides long. It is a transcript of the gene PIH1D1, whose product is annotated as PIH1 domain-containing protein 1-like. The transcript is spliced from 6 exons. Gene Ontology annotation, cellular component: R2TP complex; cytoplasm; ribonucleoprotein complex. Gene Ontology annotation, biological process: box C/D snoRNP assembly; rRNA processing. Lineage: Eukaryota; Metazoa; Arthropoda; Insecta; Hymenoptera; Diprionidae. The coding region runs from base 87 to 1076 and encodes 329 amino acids. The record is from RefSeq and is a predicted model, not a curated record.